This is a messenger RNA of Tyto alba (common barn owl), 4596 nucleotides long. RefSeq names its product calcium release activated channel regulator 2B (gene CRACR2B). Gene Ontology annotation, molecular function: calcium ion binding; GTP binding; GTPase activity. NCBI's taxonomy places the organism in Eukaryota, Metazoa, Chordata, Aves, Strigiformes, Tytonidae. The record is from RefSeq and is a predicted model, not a curated record. The transcript is spliced from 18 exons. Bases 134 to 2260 code for a protein of 708 amino acids.
CGGCGCUGGCAGGGCUCCGCUCCGCUCCGCUCCCCGGGGCAGGGCGGCCGCAGGUGCCGGCUCCGCGCCGCUGCCCCUCCGCCGGGUCAGCUCUUCCAUUCGCCCCUGCCCAGGGGGAAAAGACUUUGAGAAGAUGGAGAACCAGAGCCGAGCACUCUCGGGAUAUGUCCGCUGGGGAGGAGCAGAGGAAGGGGGUGAGGAGGAUGGUGUGGCUCCCGGUGCUUCUCCUCACAGCCAAAUGGACAAACUGGAAGAUGUGCAGGUGGAGAUGCUUGAGAAGGCGAGGGAGCUCUUCCAGCUGUGUGACAAGGACCAGAAGGGUUUUAUUACAAAGGUGGACAUGCAGCGGCUCCAGAGUGAACUGCCCCUAACCCAUGAGCAGCUGGACACUGUUUUUGACAGCUUAGAACAGAACAAUAAUGGAUACCUGACACCUGUGGAGUUCAGCAUGGGACUAGGAAAAUUAUUAGGGAUUGAAUUGUGUCAGGGGGCUGGGAGAAUGGAUCGCUCCAGACAUGAGGAGACCUUUGAGUCAGGCUGGUCAGAUGACUUGGACCCGGCAGAUGAUGAUGAAGAGAAACGAUUCUGUUCCAUGAUGGAGCAGCUUGGAGCAGCCCAGAUGUUUGAAGAUCCACGUGAGAUUCGGGAGCUCUGGGCUCGGCUACGAAAGGAGCGUCCAGAGCUCUUAUCCAAUUUUGAAGAGUUUCUGUUGCGUGUUUCAUCAUACAUAAGGGAGGUGAAUCAUGAAAAGGAGUCUAUGGAACAGGCGUUGAAGCGGAAGGAGACAGACCAUGACCGAGAAGUCAGGUGCCUUUAUGAAGAAAUGGAGCAACAGAUCAAAGCAGAAAGGGAGAGGCUGAUCUGCCAGGAGGCACUGAGACAUGACAGGAGUAACCUGCUCCAGAAGGAACUGUGCAGCAAAGAGCAGGAGCUGGAGAAAAUCCUCUACCGCCAGAAGAAGCUGGAACAUCAGCUACAGUCGCUGAACUCAGAGCAGCUGGAGACCCGUGUGCAGAAUGAAAGGCUCCGGCACCUGAAUGAAAAUCUGCUGGAAGAACUGGAGAAAAGCAAAUGGGAGCUGGAGGCAGUGAAGGGGCAAUUACAGAAGCUCCAGAAAGAGGCUCAGCUUCAGCAAGAGCAGAAGGACAGGGAUGUGUUUAGAGUCUCCAAGAACAUGCAGAAAGAGAAGCAAAGCCUCCUUCGGCAGCUGGAGCUCCUCAGAGAGAUGAACAAGAAACUUCGAGAUGAGCGAGACGUUUUUGAAGCCAAGAAGCUGGCGCCUCAGAGCAAAAAGCCCCUGUUGAAGAAAGGGUCAGUGCUAGGCAGUUACCUGCUGGACGACAAGCCGGUCAAACGACAACUGGCCUCUGCGGACCUUCCCUUCACCUUCCCGGUGGAUGUGGCAGUGGAAGAACCCAACAGAAAGAACUGUAAAUACAUCCCAGGUGACAGGACGUGGCUGAAGACAGGAGAAGGAGGCAGCAGGAACUUCGGAGAAGAGGGCGAAGACAAGCAGAGAUGGGCAUUGGCAGCAGAUGCUGAGUGGUUGAAGAUGACUUUGAAGGACGACACUGAUUGUAGAAAAAAUACAGAUGGAUUAGAUGAUGCUCCAUUGCCUCCUAGAGGAGAGCCCAUUGGCACCGAAACCAGGCUCCAGGCACUGGAACCAGCCAGCCGUUUCCCAGACCGCAUCUUUAAAGUGGUGUUUGUAGGGAACUCUGGCGUUGGGAAGAGUUCCUUCAUCCACCGCUUCUGCUAUGACAGGUUCUUGGCUGAGCUCAAUGCAACCAUUGGUAUCGACUACCAGGUGAAGAGUCUGAUGGUGGAUAACACCCAGGUUGCCUUACAGCUAUGGGAUACGGCUGGACAAGAAAGGUUUCGGAGCAUUACCAAGCAGUAUUUCCGGAAGGCGGACGGGAUUCUGGUGAUGUACGACAUUACGGCCGAGUGCUCCUUCACGGCAGUGCGGAACUGGAUGAGCAGUGUCCAGGAGGGCAUCGAGGAUGGAGCUGUGGUCUUUCUGCUUGGGAAUAAAAUAGAUGCUGCGCAGAGAGAGACCCGGAAUGUGCCCAAGGUGGAGGGGGAAAGGCUGGCAAAGGAAUACAAGGCUGUGUUCUACGAAUGCAGUGCGAUGACUGGCUAUAACAUCACGGAGCCCAUGCUGCACAUGGCCAGGUUGCUGACAGCACAAGAAGACAGGCAGAGGGAGAAUGCCCUGCAGCUGGAAGAUGUCAGCAGGAGGAAAGGGUGCUGCACAUGAGGCACAUCAAUGUGUCAGCAAGAGACAUGUGCCAACACUGUGUCCUGAAGCUGGGGUUCCUUUUGAGCAAGACGAAUCUGAUGGCAUCAGCUCUGCAGAGACUUGGGGAAGCUGCAGCUUUCCCCCAUCUGGGAAUUUCAAGGCACUAAAUCAGGCCAAAUAUGAUCUGCACGAUUCCAUUUCCCAACUCUGCAUGUAGCCCUGGUCUCUGGAGGCCUCUGCGUCUUUGGAGGAAUUCGGCUGGUCUUGGCUAAUAGCACAAACUGGGUCUUCUGUCUGGAGAGGUCACUUCCUUGUAAGAGGAUGAAGUCUUGUUCCUUUCCUUUCUGGCAAAGAAGUGGCCUAGCAGCAGAGCAUGGAGGACACAGUGGGUGCUGUUAAAUAGAAUUUUAGUGUAAGAGAUAAAGAAAUUAUUUUAAAUUUGGGCCAGAUCCAGGUAGUGAUCCAUCCGUCUCAAAGAGCAGCAUCUUCUCUUGGCUCUGUAACAGUAGAGCUCAGCUGAAAACCUGCUGUGGAAUGGGGGAAAACCUCCACCAGUUCCCGUAAGAGCUGGAUCACGCCCUGUGUUUACUGUGAAAUUUGGUUUGACUUGCCAAUACCGUAGUUAACUGAUCCCAUGUGUGGAUAUAGUGUGAACUGAGUCAUCCCGAUGGCUUUCUUCACGUUGUUACCCUAAUGGACGUUGUCGCUGUCCCUCUUUCACAGUUUACAGACCACAGAGCAGUUGCCCUGGGACUUGCAGGCGCUGGCAGCGCCGCUGAUUCAUGACCCCUUGCCAGAGCAGUGCUGUACACCCUGGGGAGGGGGCACGUUCAGCCUGUUUGAAGGCCGACUGCUGCCUGUUUCCUCCCAUUCUCUUAUCCUUUCCUGAAGCAGCUCCAGCAACCAGGGACUGACUGAUCUGCAGUACUGAAAGAUCCCACCCCAAUAGCUGGCCCACAGCGCUCGCAACCUACCUGGGCGGGAAGCACAAGGCGGCUGCCGGCCUGAAACAUACCCAGUGAAGCUUUUCCUCUCGCCGUGACCUUGGGCAGUAAUCACUUGCCUGGUGAAGGGUCUAAGAAAGAGCAGGGCCAAACCUGUUCCUGUUGGGAAGGGGCCUUCUUGUCACUCAGGAGCGGGGCAAAGCAGGGCGAGGGGGGGGGGCACGGGCCCCAAAAGCGCAUUUCUCGGCACAGCUGCGGCUGCGCCUGGGCACGAACUCCCUGCUGUGCUCUGGGGUGGGCUGCUUUCUGUUUUGUAGCUCAGUUGUUCUUAAAGCCUCGUCAGACUAAGCUUUUUUUGUAAUGCCCUGUUCCCCUCCUCCUCUGAGCCUGUUUCUGUAUGUGACUUUGAUGUUUCAGGCACAAGACGUGAUACUGCAGCAGUGAAGCGGUCCCCCCAGCCUUGCAGCGUAGGGAAGGCCUAUUUAUCCACUGUCUUUCCUCUCCUGGGAGAAGGCAAUUACUCUGAAUGUCUGCUUAUUGCACAAAUUUCUCUGGGAAUAUCCCAUGCAGGAAAAGUGCUCUGAGUCACCUAUAGCCCAUCAGUGCUACAAAGAAUUUCCAUGGUUCCUCCCAGUGCCCUUUACUGCUGAUAGGAAAGAGGAAGUUCUUCUCGGGAAGAGCAGGGUUCCUGACUAAAAGGAACAGCUAAAAGUAAUAAGCUCCUGUUCAAUCCUUACUGCAGGCUGGCUGUGGUUCACGCUGUGUUUAACCGCAGUAAUGCCUUCCAGAGGCUGGGAAUCGGAAAGUUAGAAGAGGUCCAGAAGGACCCAAGGCUGCUGGUGCGGAGUCUAGAGUAACACUGGCCGUGCUGCCAGUGGAACUGCUUGUGUUUGCAAGAAACAGUGUUUGGGAAGGGAAGUCCUCUCUAUUUUUCAGAAAGCACCAGUAAUCUGAACGCAGACGUGGCUUUCUAGCCAACGUGGACGCGAAGGAGCGCAGACGUUAUCGCCUGUUGAAUAGGUGAAACCCACUGCCUGAGUUGGGAGCGCUGCCGCAGUGAUCCCUCUGCUGUGGCGCUGACUGAGAACCAGAGUCUUUGGUUGGGGCCCAUCAGUAGUGGGAACAUUUACCUCCCUGUGGCAGCAGGAACUGGGAAGUUGCUGCAGGAGUAGCCAGUCUGCUAAUGUGGUGUGAACACGUACCUCCCACACUGUGCAGAGGACACGAAAGACAAAGGUGUGAAAUACAGCUGUUGCACAAGUAUGGGCCAGUCGAUGGAUUACCUUUAUCAGUGCUGUCAUAUUGCCACAGCAACAACUACCACGUGCGUGGGCUUUCUUAAUGUGCAACCUUAAGCAUGUUUUCUUAAGUGCGCAGAGUACAGGCAAUAAAGAAAUGCUGUCUUACAAA